AUGAGUCGUAUGAUAUCACAAAUCAUUUUGCCUUCCCCUUUUUUCAAGGUCAUCCUGCAUUCAAAGUUUUUUCUGUUCUUUUUUGUUUUUUCGUUAAAGAAGGCUUUCCCAGGAAUCAAUAUUGUAAAUUCAAAUAUAAUAAUUCAAGAAAAGCAAGCUGUUUUGAGCUUUUUGACUACGUACAUAGUAUUAUUGGUUAUGACCAGCAAAGAAAGCUCACCUCCAGGAACACCAGAACAAAAUUUUACUAAUAAGGAACGUAGUUCCUCAAUGGGAAACAUUGCAGUUGGAGAUACUAGCCCUUCUUUGUCAACGAUGAGAAGAUCAAAACGUGAGAGAAAGAGAUCUGAUGCCAGAUUACAUACAUUGUCGAAGGAUGCCAGUUCAGAUUCUGCUAUUUUCGAAAAGAUUGUAGUUGGUUUCAAAGAAUUGAGCUAUAGACAGACCUGGCUUAAGCCACUACUAGUUUUGGUCGCGUCAACUUUCGUAUAUUUAAGCUCUGGGAAAGACACAACGAUUCAUAAAAUAUUAGAAGCUAUGAUAAGACCAUCGUAUCAUAUCGAAGGGACAGAUCAGUACGGUAAAGGUGUGAAUGAUUUCUUUUUUGUUGGUUACUAUGCAAUUUUUUUCACAUUCUUAAGAGAAUUUUUAAUGUGCUGCUUUCUUAAACCUCUUGCAUCUUACUUUUCAAUAACCAAAAAGGGGAAGGUGAGUAGAUUUAUGGAGCAGACAUAUGCGAUGUUCUAUUAUGGCCUUGUGGGUCCGUUUGGUUUAUGGAUCAUGUCUAGGUUACCUCUUUGGUUCUUUAAUACUAGACAGUUUUACGAGAACUAUCCACACAAGACGCAUGAUAUAUAUUUCAAGAUCUAUUACUUGGGGCAAGCAGCAUUUUGGGUUCAACAAUCCGUUGUUUUAAUCUUGCAAUUGGAAAAGCCUCGGAAAGAUUUCAAAGAGCUAGUUUUACAUCACAUUAUUACAAUUGCUUUAAUUUGGACUUCGUAUAGAUUUCACUUUACUUGGAUCGGUUUAGCUGUCUAUAUUACUAUGGAUGUGUCUGAUUUCUUUUUAGCGACAUCAAAGACACUAAACUAUUUGGAUUCACCUAUCCAGGGUCCUUUCUUUGUCAUUUUUGUUGGUAUUUGGAUAUAUUUGAGACACUAUCUCAACUUGCGUAUAUUGUGGUCAGUUUUGACUGAAUUUAGAAGUGUCGGCGAGUGGGAUUUGAACUGGGAUACCCAGCAAUAUAAGUGCUGGAUAUCCCAACCCAUAACUUUCUUUUUAAUCAGUGCUUUGCAACUUGUCAAUAUGUAUUGGUUAUUCUUAAUCUUCCGUAUUCUUUACAGAUAUGUGUAUGGUGGCGUUACGAAAGAUGAGCGUAGUGAUGAUGAAGAAUCAGAUUCAGAAUCCAGUGAAGAUGACGAGGUGAGUAAGAAGAAUAUUUGA
Messenger RNA from Priceomyces carsonii, 1443 nucleotides. It is a transcript of the gene LAG1, whose product is annotated as sphingosine N-acyltransferase. Gene Ontology annotation, biological process: ceramide biosynthetic process. Lineage: Eukaryota; Fungi; Ascomycota; Pichiomycetes; Serinales; Debaryomycetaceae. Gene Ontology annotation, cellular component: membrane. The transcript has a single exon. The coding region runs from base 1 to 1443 and encodes 480 amino acids. Gene Ontology annotation, molecular function: sphingosine N-acyltransferase activity. The record is from RefSeq and is a predicted model, not a curated record.